AUUUAUAUUUUGCCAAAUGUCACCAAUAGACCUUAAAAUGAAAAUUAGAGAGAAAGAUCUUACAUACGGAGUGAAGUACAAAACUCAGACUGGCUCAACUUGGAUUUCUGAUUUAAAUAUGAAUGAGUAACUAUUUUUGUUUAUGGCUUGUUCUUGAAUGGUUGUCAUCCUAUUUAAAUCAGCAAUCACAGUUGAUCCGGUCAGAGUUUUGUCCCUACCUAAAAUGAACACGGAAGUAAUUUGGGAAAGAUGUAGAUAAGUGUGGCAGGGUUACAAGGAUAGUAGCCGAUUACGGGCUCUAAUAUGCCCUGUUUUUCUUUCUACAAAUAUCAUAAUGUUUAUAAUAUAAAUAUCAAAUGUUAAUGGUUAUUUUUGGUAUUGACAGAAGACCAGAUGAAGCCUUUGGUCAAUUUUGGCAUUCCCUGUAUGUCCAUGGGAUUCCUAGUGGAGGAAGGUGCACCAAUUGUUUGGAGAGGAUUAAUGGUCAUGUCUGCUGUUGAAAAGCUCUUACGGCAAGUGGCAUGGGGUGAGCUUGAUAUCCUUGUGAUUGACAUGCCACCUGGGACAGGAGACACCCAACUGUCAAUCUCACAGUCAAUACCCAUUUCAGGUGCUGUGAUAGUUACCACUCCUCAAGACAUUGCAUUGCUUGAUGCUCGCAGAGGAGCAGAAAUGUUCAGAAAGGUCAAAGUUCCGGUUCUUGGACUAGUCCAAAAUAUGAGCCACUAUGUGUGUCCACAAUGUCAGCACAAGGCCUACUUAUUUGGACAAGACGGAGCCAAAGAUGUUGCCAAGGAAAUGGACUUGGAGCUCUUAGGUGAUAUUCCCCUCCAUAUCAACAUAAGAGAAACAUCAGAUUCUGGAAAACCCAUUGUAGUUUCUCAACCAGACAGUCCUCAGACUUCUGCUUACAAAGCAAUUGCUAGCCGCAUCUUGGAAAAACUUUCCCCACACAGUGACCCAUUUCCUGUACAAGAACCUACAAGAUGACAGUAACUAGCUACCAUUUCUCAAAACAGUGAGUAGCCAAGAUCAAAUUCUGAUGAUUGGCUUUGCUUGGCUAUGAAGGGCCACUAUGAAAAUGCAACACCUUGGAGACAGCCAGCCAGAGCAAAUGUAGGCUAGCCCACUUCUUGUGCUAGUCCAGAUGUGUCUGUUGGAAGUAGACACCACUUUAUAGCAGUUGAAGAGAAAGCAGAAAUUCCCUCUUGGGCUCAAGAGAGUUGGCUAUCCAAUGUUAUCAUCAUAGUGCUGACAAUUUGCUAGCACCCAUCUUGUUGACAAUAUUUUGUCAUUGUUUUGUCAAAUUAGCCUUAACUAGUUACUCUUCGAGUGAAAGAAGCUUCAUUAUCUUAUGAAGACAAGACAAAGAUCAAACAAGUAUUUUUCUGCUCAACAAAUUUGUGUUUGAGACUCACUCUAUGAGUUAACAAGGACUGUGAGUAGUCUCCCUGAGUAGUCUUAUCUGGUCAAGCAAGGGCUCAUCUGAAUAAGAUCUGUCAUAUUGAUCCAAGUCCUGACAGUGGAGAAGGUGUACAGGUCAUUCACUGAUCUCCUUGGUACUCAUCGGAUUGGGGGUAGUCCAGAAUGCAAUAUAACUGGCAAGCAUCAUAGGCCAGCAAUGUGUGGAGAAAGCUAUGUAGUUCACUAUCUUUAGAAUGCACUGCAGGUCUAUGAACCAGCUAAUCCAUAGUGAUGUUAAUUUAUUCACUCAAACAUAGACUCGCAAUGUGCAGUUCAAGAAAAUUUCCAUACUCCCCUCACAGGAGGGAUUGGAAGUUCAUGGGGGUGGGGUGGGGGUCUAUCAGACCAAAAGAUUUAGACAUGUAUGAAGCUUAACUGAAAUUUCGAGAGGGGUGGGGUGGUCUUAGAAAAAGUCCCUUCCAUGAGGAAGGGGUA
Molecule: messenger RNA, 1899 nt
Organism: Orbicella faveolata
Lineage: Eukaryota; Metazoa; Cnidaria; Anthozoa; Scleractinia; Merulinidae
Product: iron-sulfur cluster transfer protein NUBPL-like
Biological process (GO): iron-sulfur cluster assembly; mitochondrial respiratory chain complex I assembly
Cellular component (GO): mitochondrion
Molecular function (GO): ATP binding; ATP-dependent FeS chaperone activity; 4 iron, 4 sulfur cluster binding
Source: RefSeq, a predicted model, not a curated record